AUGUCCCACAGCAAGCGCAACACGUCGCGGGCCGUCUUCACGUCGCACGAGCGGGCGCAGGCCAAGGCGGCGUGGGGCCAGACGUCGGCGCGGCUGACGCGCGAGUCGAUGCUGGCCUUCGCCGCGUGCCGGCUGUGCCUGGAGCCCGCCGAGGACCCCGUGGCCUGCGCCUCGCACGGCGACGUCUUCUGCCGCGAGUGCGCCCUCAGCAACAUCCUGGCCCAGAAGAAGGAGAUCAAGCGCCUGGCCCGCGCCGCCGAGCUCGAGGCCCGCGCCCGCGACGAGGACGAGGGCCGCCGCGACGCCGAAGCCCGCGACCGCGAGGUCCGCGAGUUCGAGCGCACUCUGAGCGGCGUCGGGGACGGCGAGGACCGGAAGCGGAGCCUGCUACAGCAGCAGCAGCAGCAGCAACAACGGGACGAGGCCGAACGGAGCAGUAGUAACAGUGCGCGCCCCGCCAAGCGGAAGUUCGAGAUGGACGAGGAGGAGCUGCAGCGGAUCGCGGCCGAAGACCGGGCCAAGGCGCGGAAGGCGCUCGACGACGAGAGGGCCGCCAAGCCCAAGCUGCCGUCGUUCUGGACGCCGUCGAUCACGCCGUCGUCGAACACCAACGACGUGCUGCACGAGGUGGCCAAGAAGGCCAAGACGGCGCCCGUGUGCCCGGCGUCCCUGGAGAACAGCCCGCACCCGUACUCGCUGGCGGCGCUGGUGACGGUGCAGUUCACCGAGGAGGACGACGAGAAGACGCGGCGCAAGCAGCGCGUCUGCCCGUCGUGCAAAAAGGUGCUGAGCAAUGCCUCCAAGGCCAUGCUCGCCAAGCCCUGCGGGCACGUCGUGUGCCGGAGCUGCGUCGACCGCUUCAUGCGGCCCGCGGGCCACCACGACCCGCACGCCGAGGACGAGGCCGACCCCGAGGCCCUGCGGUGCUACGUCUGCGACGCGGACCUGGCGGACAAGCCGCCGGCCGGGGGCAAGGGGGAGAAGGCCAAGAAGAAGGACAAGGAGAAGGACAAGAUCCGGCCCGGGCUCGUCGAGAUCAGCAGCGAGGGCACGGGCUUCUCGGCCGGCGGCGCCAGCCAGGUCAAGAAGGUCGGCGUGGCGUUCCAGUGCUGA
Neoarthrinium moseri is the source of this 1113-nucleotide messenger RNA. RefSeq lists its product as uncharacterized. NCBI's taxonomy places the organism in Eukaryota, Fungi, Ascomycota, Sordariomycetes, Amphisphaeriales, Apiosporaceae. Gene Ontology annotation, molecular function: ubiquitin protein ligase activity. The record is from RefSeq and is a predicted model, not a curated record. Bases 1 to 1113 code for a protein of 370 amino acids. Gene Ontology annotation, cellular component: nucleus. The transcript has a single exon.